AUCGAAAAGCUCUAAAUCGACAGGAGCAACAGCGACGAGGACGACAGUCACUGAAGAUGCCUACUGUCAGCGUCGACAAGGAGCGCUUCCUGCAGGCCCUCGGAGAAAAGUACACUACCAAGGAGUUCGACGAGCUCUGCUUUCAGUUUGGAAUUGAGCUCGACGAAGAUACUACAGAGGACGUGAAGGGCACCGAUGAGAGACCUUCUCUGAAGAUCGACAUUCCCGCCAAUAGAUACGACCUCCUUUGUCAUGAAGGCAUUUCUAGAGCGCUGCGCGUCUUCCUGGGCAAGGAGCCCCAACCCGUGCUCAAGCUCAGCCAGCCAUCGCAGAUGGUCGAGCUGAACAUCCACGAUAGCGUCAAGAAAAUCCGACCAUAUGCUUCAGCUGCUAUUCUGCGAGGGGUCAAGUUCACGCCGGAGAAUUACGCUUCGUUCAUCGACCUGCAAGACAAGCUCCAUCAGAACCUUGCGCGGAGGCGGACUUUGGUUGCAAUUGGCACACAUGAUCUUGGCACCAUCGCAGGACCUUUCACUUACGAGGCUCUUCCACCCCAAGAGAUCAAGUUCGCGCCCCUCAAUCGCCCUGGCCAGGUCAUGGACGGCGUCAAGCUCAUGGAAGUUCUCGAAACAGAUCGCCACCUCAACAAAUACCUCUCGAUCAUCCGUGACAGCCCGGUGUACCCUGUGAUCCUCGACAAGAGCAGGACAGUAUGCUCUCUUCCUCCCAUCAUCAACAGCGAGCACUCCAAAAUCACCCUCGACACAAAAGACGUCUUCAUCGAUAUGACGGCCACCGACGAGACAAGGCUCGAGAGCGCUAUGAACAUUCUUGUCGCAAUGUUCUCGGUGUACUGUUCGGAACCUUUCACGGUGGAGCCCGUCAAAGUCACUUAUCAAGACGGACGGAGCUCGGUGCAGCCUAGCUUGGCGCCGAGGAAGACUACGGCGAGGGUUUCGUACAUCAACACAUGCACGGGUCUCUCGCUCAAGGCAGAAGAAGUGGUGGGGUACCUGAAGAGGAUGGGCCAUGAUGCAUCCUUGUCCAAGGAGAAGCCAGAAGAGGUCAUCGACGUCGAUAUCCCCUGCACACGACCCGAUGUCUUGCAGGAGUGUGACCUGAUGGAAGACGUAGCCGUCGCCUUUGGCUUCGACAAUCUUCCGCGGCGAUUCCCAAGCACAAACACUAUUGCGGCGCCCUUGCCCAUCAACAAGCUCAGCGAUCUUGUUCGUCGCGAGUGCGCUUAUGCCGGGUGGAUCGAGGUCCUGCCACUGAUUCUCUGCUCGAGGGCUGAGAACUUUGCGGCGUUGCGGAGAAAAGACGACGGGAGCGCUAUUUCUUUGGAGAAUCCCCAAACGGCCGAGUUCCAGGUCGUCAGAACAUCUCUCCUGCCUGGCGUACUCAAGACCGUACGUGAGAACCGCAAGCAUGCGCUUCCCCUUCGUACCUUUGAGGUCUCCGAUGUGGCAUUCAAAGAUGAGGUGACGGAUCCAGAAAGGUGCGCCCGCAACGAGCGGCACGUCACGGCCGUCUACUGCGACAAGAGCGCAAACUUCGAGGUUGUUCACGGCCUCCUCGACCGUUUGAUGCGCGCACUUGAUGUGCCUAGAAUUUCAAGAGACGAUAAAGCGGCCAAGAGGGGCUACUACCUCGCGGAAACGGACCACCCUACAUUCUUCCCUGGCCGUGCAGCAUCUAUCUUCGUGCGCGGUUCCACGACUUCAGUAGCAGAAGAUGCCUUGUCGUCGCAUGGGCCGCCGGCAGCGCCUAUCCUCGAUUCUGCCGUGACGACAAAAGCCACAUCUGGAUCGACCGACAUUGCCCAGCCGAAAGCGGAGCAGGACGAGUCUGCUUCUUCCAAGGUUACCAACACUCUGUCGUCGGCAGCUGAUUCGCUUGGAAAGGCAUUGUCGGAUAUUGUUUCUGGCAAGACGGCCUCGAACGUCGCUCAGAAGGUCAGGCAAGGUGGCGAUGUAGACAUCGGCCUUAUCGGUGUGUUGCACCCUGAGGUCCUGAGCAGCUUUGAGCUCGACUAUCCAUGCUCGGCUCUGGAAUUUGACCUAGAGGUGUUUCUGUAAUGAUAAACGCAAUUAGACCAUACAGAAUGCUGUC
This is a messenger RNA of Acaromyces ingoldii, 2112 nucleotides long. RefSeq names its product putative FRS1-phenylalanyl-tRNA synthetase, beta subunit, cytosolic. NCBI's taxonomy places the organism in Eukaryota, Fungi, Basidiomycota, Exobasidiomycetes, Exobasidiales, Cryptobasidiaceae. Gene Ontology annotation, cellular component: cytoplasm; phenylalanine-tRNA ligase complex. Gene Ontology annotation, biological process: phenylalanyl-tRNA aminoacylation. Gene Ontology annotation, molecular function: RNA binding; ATP binding; magnesium ion binding. The record is from RefSeq and is a predicted model, not a curated record. The transcript has 6 exons. Bases 57 to 2078 code for a protein of 673 amino acids.